Cyphellophora europaea CBS 101466 is the source of this 648-nucleotide messenger RNA. RefSeq lists its product as uncharacterized. Lineage: Eukaryota; Fungi; Ascomycota; Eurotiomycetes; Chaetothyriales; Cyphellophoraceae. The transcript has 4 exons. The coding region runs from base 1 to 648 and encodes 215 amino acids. The record is from RefSeq and is a predicted model, not a curated record. Gene Ontology annotation, cellular component: membrane. Gene Ontology annotation, biological process: vesicle-mediated transport.
AUGACCUCCGCAGGCUUCCGUGACUCAAUGAACUCCUUGGGUUGGUCCAGAAGGGAGCCGGAGUAUACCGCCAACACCAACUCCUCUACACCCUUCCUCUCGACAUUGUCGUCUCUCAAUCCGUUUCAGCGAGGCGGCUAUGUGCAACUGCCCACUCAUGAAGCCCCCGGCGCUCCUCUGCCGGCACCGUCGCGACGAGAAGAAGAGGAAGGUUGGUUUGCACUGAGCCGGUGGGAUCGCCUGAUGAUCUUCGGAGGCUGUAAUCUGGCAGCGCUCGCUUGCUUCGUCGUCUGUUUUGCACUGUUCCCGAUUUUGUUUCCGCAGCCUCGCAAAUUUGCCAUACUGUGGUCUGCAGGUUCUAUCCUCUUUCUGGCCUCGUGGGCGGCUCUCAUGGGCCCCAGGGCCUACGCCACUCAUCUUAUCUCUGGUCCUCGAUUGCCCUUCACUGCCGUCUACUUUGGCUCGAUCGUUAUGACGGUCUAUUUCGCCGCUGGGCUGCAUUCGACGAUCUUGACGAUCCUCUUUGCAGGAGUUCAGCUCGUGGCACUGAUCUGGUAUUUGAUCAGCUACUUCCCCAUGGGCAGCAGCGGCCUCCGGUUUGCAGCUAGGGUUGGGGGCGGUAGAAUAACUGCGUGGAUGAACGAUUGA